Messenger RNA from Branchiostoma floridae (Florida lancelet), 1032 nucleotides. Its product is annotated as RWD domain-containing protein 2A-like. The coding region runs from base 99 to 992 and encodes 297 amino acids. The record is from RefSeq and is a predicted model, not a curated record. Gene Ontology annotation, molecular function: protein binding. NCBI's taxonomy places the organism in Eukaryota, Metazoa, Chordata, Leptocardii, Amphioxiformes, Branchiostomatidae. The transcript has 2 exons.
AUGCCCUCUCCCCCAGCUGCUGAGCUGGACAAGUAGAGAAACUCUCGACUUUCCAACCAAUUAUCUUUACGUUUUCUCCUUCCUUUCCCAAAUGAAAAAUGGCAAUUCGGAAAGAUCUACUGGAGCUUCAGCUAUCCGAGCUGGACAUGCUGAUGAGCAUGUAUCCAGGGGGUGACGAACUUGUGCUGGACAACCCCGCGGCACCAACGGACAUCCGCCGGUUUGUGGACGGGCCGAGGGAGGCCCCGCCCCCGAGACUGGAGUUCACUCUUAACGUUGAAAUCGAUGAGCCAAAGGCCACAGUUGCCAUGUGGUGCAGUUUCCCUCCACUCUACCCUGAGGUGUUGCCAACAAUCCACCUGAGGAGCUCCAAGCUGUCCCGUCAGCAGCAAAAGGACAUCAACAAAAGUCUUAAUACUUUUCUUGCUUCUUUAGACUUAGGGGAGCUCUGCACAAUGCCAUUGGUGCAGUGGAUACAGGACAAUGCAGGAAAACACAUCACCCUUUCUUAUGCUGAGCUGCAAAGCAUGAAUACACAGACAGGAAAGGAAGUAAAUAAACAGACAAGCUUGUCCAGAUUUUGGAUCUACAGUCACCACAUCUAUCGGCAAGAGCUGUUGCGUAAAAUUCCCGCCCUGGCCAAGGAGCUAGACUUGACAGGCUUCUGUCUUCCUGGGAAGCCGGGGAUCAUCUGUGUGGAAGGUCUGACAAAGUACUGCGAGGAAUACUGGCACAAACUGCGGUACCCAAACUGGAAACACAUCUCAUGUAAACACAGGGAGGAUGCUGAAUGUAAGGAUCAGAAUGAGGAGGCUGAUUUCAGGCUAUUUACAGUGUUUGAGGAGUUGACAUUUGAGGCUCAUGGCGACUACGGACUGAGGAAUGAUUACCACAUGGAACUGGGGCGGUUUCUGGAGUACCUUAAGGAACACAAAUGUGACUACAUGUUUAGCAUCUUCUUUGGAGUGGAGGGAAAAGAAUCUCAAAAAUGAAAAGAAGAACAAUUAGCAUAUCACAUCAUUAGAAAUUAAG